Sardina pilchardus (European sardine) is the source of this 3167-nucleotide messenger RNA. Its product is annotated as sacsin-like. The record is from RefSeq and is a predicted model, not a curated record. The transcript has 2 exons. Bases 1 to 3117 code for a protein of 1038 amino acids. NCBI's taxonomy places the organism in Eukaryota, Metazoa, Chordata, Actinopteri, Clupeiformes, Clupeidae.
AUGGCAGAAAACCAAACAUUCACUUUGCAGCCUGCCUUUAAGACUUUGUUCUGUGACAUAAGUAAAGAGGGAUUAACAGACUUGAAGGAAGACCAAGAAGAGUUUUAUGUCAUUCAUGAAGAGGUACUUCCUGUGACAGCUGAGUGGCUGAAUAUCCCCCUACUCAGCACGCGAAUCCUAAACCCAGAGUUCAUUGGAAUAGAGCAGUGUGGUCAGACAGAACCCAUUACUCAGAGAAUUAAAAACAUCCUGAAGGAGUACGAUGAGGACAGUGACAUUUUCAAAGAGCUCCUACAAAAUGCGGAGGAUGCUGGUGCUAGAACUUGCAGAUUCAUGGUUGACUUCAGGAAACACAAAGACGCCCCUGAUGCUGUCAUUGACAGUGUCAUCAGCCCAAGCCAAAAUAAAAAGCAUGUUCUGAAACCAAUGAAGGAUCUUCCUAGUGUCAUUUGGAAAGUAGAUGGGAACAUUUCAUCCAUCUUAGUGAAAUUAGGUCUCACAACAUUAAACUGUUCAUUUUUUCAGAGUUUCAAUGAAGUGCUUUUUAAUCACUUGGUGCCUGAGCUCCUUAAGCCAGAUAACAGCAAUGAUGUUUUGGAACAAGUUUUCCUGAUUCCACACUCAAUAUUUAAGAUCCUGUCUGAGGAUGACUUGGAUGAUCUUCAGGAUUUUCUUCAAACUGGAAUUAGCACUACCGAAAACUCCCAGGAAUACCAGAGAAAGUUUAAGUCAUUGCCGCUGUUUCGGACAGUGCAGGGUGAGAGAGAGAGCAUCGAGGGACAGGAUGUGUUUGUCCUGAAUACAGACUUCAAAGCAAAAUUUCCAGAUUUGUUCAAUAUUGAUGUAGAAGGGCAUGUUUUUCUGGAGUACAACCUGGUCAACAAACGGAUGUCAGAGAAAAUUAACAUUAACAUUUUGACUGAUUUAGACUUCUAUGUGGGGUUCCUGCUGCCCUUAUUACACACAUUCACAGAAACACAAGUUCUUGACUCUGUUCGGCUCCUGUUGGCCUUAAAGUCCAAUGAAAAAUAUAAGAUGUACAAGGAUCAGAUUGUGGCAAAACUAUCAAGUGUUAGCUUCGUCAGAGACAUCCAUUGGACUCCUCAGUUACCGUCUUACUUUUUUGAUGAGGAACAACAUCUUUACAAGAUCAUGCUCCCUGAAGAGAAAUUUGUACCACCAGGGUUCUGGAAACUAUUUGACCAAGACUCAAGACAAGUGAGGGAACUGCUGAAGGAGCUUGGAAUGAAACAUACUGUCUCUGAUCUUGAGAUAAUUGGGUUUGCAAAACAAAUUGAAUCAGAAGUACAUGGCAAGACCUCAGUUCAUAAGCUCAGGAAAAUGUCUAAAGCAUUAUUCAGGGAAGCUCUAGAAUUCCAUGCCAAUAAAAAUAAGCCCAAGUUGUUGAAUAGGAUUGCAACCAUCAAGUUUGUUUUUCCUGUGCGAAUUCAGGAAGCACUGUGUGAUUACCACCAACCCUUUGCUGAUGAAAGAGACGUGAUUGCAAUCAAAGGGUCUUUGAUUGAAACAAACCCUGAUCAUCAGUAUCUCAUCUGGUCUACCAUGCCAAUACUGCCCACAUGCAAACUUUCUCGUUACCAUUCUGAUUUGGUUACUGCAGGAGCUUUUGAGAAGCCACCCUGUGAUUCAGUGACCCAGAAUUUGAAAAACAUCUGUCAGUCAGAAUGCCCAGACAUUGAUAUGAGAAACCUCAGAAAAACAGUCUUUUGCAGAACAUAUGCCUACUUACAAUCAAUCGAAGAUUUCAGUGGAUCUCAGCUUCAACAUCAGCCAGUGGUUCUUGUUGAAAAUGAUACCGCUCUUGUGCAAGCCAGUCAAGCAGUGCUUCUUCUUGAUGACUGUGAAGAGUUCAGGCCGUAUCUCUACAAAGUCAGUUCACAGUAUGCACUCUAUGCUGAAUUCUUCCAAAGGAUAGGUGUGGAGGAAAGGCCAACAAUUGCGCAGUAUUGUAAAGUCCUCAAUGAUAUUUACAUGAACUCUGAAGGAAAAGAAACUCUCAAUGCAAAUCAGCAGUUGACGUUCAAACGUGCUGUACAGCACCUGUUCCAACGGAUACAAACACAGCCAGAGCAAAUACAAAUCCAGGAGAAUUUGUAUUUACCAUCAGCAGAUGGCAAGCUGCACAAGUCUAAAGACCUCUACUUCAAUGACACAGUCUUCCAGACAAAAAGAUUGGAGGACCCACUAAAAGACAAGCUCAGCCUCCUAAUGAACCUGGAACAUUGUUACCUGGGCGAUGACAUCUUUGAACAUCAGAAGAUGCUGUUGUUGCUGCCUGAAGACAGUCGACCCACAAUGUUGUCUUGUGUCACCUCUGAAAGCCUGGUGGGUUGCAGUGUGAAACUAUGUCAAUAUGAAAACAAGUGUGAGUUCAGUGGUUGGUUUGAUAGACAUUUAAACUCCAGACCAUUUUUGGAUGGUCUUACAAGUUUGAUUAGAGAACAAAGUACAGGCACCAUCUCGUCUGCUGAGGCCACUGAACUAUGUCAAAAUGUCUUUGGGAAACUUGAAAUUGUAUGCUGCGAAGUCCUAGAGACGGAACUCUUCUUUAAUCAAGAUCCACUUGUCAAUACCACGUCUGAAACACAAGUGUAUGUUGAAAAAGAGACACAGGAUUGCACCUUCUACCUGAAGCACAGUGAUGAUAUGGACAUUAAGAUAAUGUAUGAAGUGGUCAUCAGACUAACCAAAGAAAUUAAUUCACUGCUGCAGAACACACUCAGCCAAGAGGUUCUCUUCGCUUUGGGGCAGCUUCUGUUAUGUGAUACCUCGGAGGAGGUUAGGAAAACGUUGGAAAAGUAUGAAAUCCGUAGCAGUGCCAGCAAAGGAGAAGGGCCUCAUCAUCCAGACCCUGGAAGUCUAAUACCUGAGGAAUGGCAUGAUGCCCUCGAGAUGAACUUCAUGAACAAUUAUGAAAUUGGUGAAUAUGUUGGCUUCAAAAAGAUGUCAGAGAAUAAAAAAUAUUACUAUGCAGUGGUUGUUAAACAAUUAGAUGCAGCGAGGGAAACUGGUCAGUAUUGUUGUAGAUACAAAAUACAGAUUAGCAAGGAUGAGUUUGUUGAGGUAAGAUCCAAUAAGCUUUACCAGUUUAAAUGAGCAAAAAACUUCUGCCACUGGUGGAGGGACCUGUGCCAUCACCUAAGGAA